ACAACAUACGUUACAAAACCCAGUUUCUCAACUCUCUCUCUCUCUCUAAGCUCCACACCUUUGCUUUAAACAGACCAAAGGCCAGACCUUUUUUCUGGGCUUUCAUUGUUGCUUCUGAAAUAGCUGCCUGUUUGUUUUCCGGGAAAUUUUUUUUUCCUGCAGCUGAAGACUGGUUGCUGUGCCCAACAUUCGUUUUCCUUGGCUGCCUUACCCAAUCAUCUUCUCAUGAUCCCAUUUCGCUUGCCGAAGCUGCUUGCCUUUUGUAGGGUUGUUGAUUUUUCUGGAUUUUGGAGAUGAAGAUUGAGAUGGGUUUAGGAGGAGGGGUUUGGAAUGAUGAAGAUAAGGCCAUGGUUGCUGCAGUUUUAGGAACUCGAGCUGUCGAUUACUUGAUUUCGAGCUCGGUUUCUUUGAUUGAGAAUUCGUGUAUGGGGAUAGGGACUGAUGAGAAUUUGCACAACAAGCUCUCGGAUCUUGUGGAGCGUACGAAUGCAUCGAAUUUUAGCUGGAAUUAUGCCAUUUUCUGGCAGAUUUCUAGGUCCAAGUCUGGGGAUUGGGUUUUGUGUUGGGGUGAUGGUUCUUGUAGAGAGCCUAAGGAAGAUGAAGAGUCCGAAACCACGAGGAUUCUCGGUCUUAGGCUUGAGGAUGGGACCCAGCAAAGGAUGAGGAAGAUAGUGCUGCAAAAGUUACACAAUUUGUUUGGGAGCUCAGAUGAGUAUAAUGGUGCUCUUGGAUUAGACCGGGUCACUGAUAUGGAGAUGUUCUUGCUUGCGUCGAUGUAUUUUUCAUUUCCAAGAGGAGAAGGGGGUCCUGGCAAGUGCUUGGCAUCUGGGAAGCAUGUCUGGCUCUUGGACUUAUUGAAAUCAGGGUCGGAGUAUUGUGUUCGAUCGUUUCUUGCCGAAUCUGCUGGAAUUCAGACCAUUGUUUUAGUCCCAACAGAUGUUGGUGUAGUUGAAUUGGGUUCGGUGAGAUCCAUAGGGGAGCGAUUAGAGUUGUUGCAGUCCAUAAGGUCACUGUUUUCUACACAGUCCUCGCUCUUAAGGGCCAAGCCAGUGGCAGGUGUGCCGGUGAUUGGAAGGAGGAUAGAUGAAAAUGUCCAACUAACUAAUUUGAGUCCUGUGGAGAGAGAGGAAGUAGUUCCCAAGAUUUUCGGGCAAGAGUUGAACUCGGGGAACUCAGUCCGGCCUCGUUAUAGAGAAAAACUUGCUGUUAGAAAGUUGGAGGAGAGGCCGUGCGAUGUGUACUCAAAUCGAAAUAGGAUUGCAUUUUCAAGUCCCCGAAAUGGUAUUCAUGGUUCAAGUUGGGCGAAUAUUCAUGAUAUGAAACAGGGGAGCCCAAUUGAGAUGCAUGUUUCUCAAAGUCCGGUGAAUAAUUUACAGGAGCUUGUCAGGGAUGAUUUUCGGCAUAACCAUUAUCACCCACAGAAGCAGGUGCCAAUACAAAUUGACUUUUCAGGGACCACCUCAAGGCCUUCUGUCGUUUCCCGACCCAUUGUUGUGGAUUCUGAAAAUUCAGAUGCUGAAGCGCCAUGCAAGGAAGACCAGCCAGGCACAGCUGAUGAAAGGAGGCCGCGGAAAAGGGGUAGGAAGCCUGCAAAUGGAAGAGAAGAACCACUCAAUCAUGUGGAGGCAGAGAGGCAGCGGCGAGAGAAGCUAAACCAGCGGUUUUAUGCUUUAAGAGCUGUUGUUCCCAAUAUAUCCAAGAUGGACAAAGCAUCCUUGUUGGGAGAUGCCAUUGCUUACAUCAACGAGCUCCAGGCGAAGCUUAAAGUCAUGGAAACAGAGAGGGAGAACCUCGGUGGCACUUCAAAAGAUGUGUCAGCUUUGGGGGCUAGCUCAGGUUUUGGAAUUCAGAACCAGGCACCUGAUGUCGAUGUUCAAGCUGUUAACGAUGAGGUUAUCGUAAGGGUGAGCUGCCCUUUGGAUUCACACCCUGCAUCAAGAGUCAUCGAAGCAUUCAAAGAGGCACAAAUCACAGUUGUUGAGUCAAAACUUGCAGCAGCAGACAAUACUGUCUCCCAUACUUUUGUAGUGAAGUCUCAAGGAUCGGAGCAGUUGACGAAGGAGAAGUUGAUUGCAGCAUUUUCCCGGGAAUCCAACUCAUUACAGUCAUUGUCAUCAGUCGGGUAGUGCGAGAACUGCAAUUAACAUAAUCCAAGGUAUAAUACUGAAGAACCCAUUUAAAAGUUUCUUCAGAUGUUUUUGAUAUACAGCAGGGAAUCCGAAAAGGAAUAGCAUUGCUAGCUAGAGUUAGACAAAUAACUACCUAAUGACCAAGUAGGGAGCAAGAUUUCUGUGAUUAUUUUAUAGCAUACAUAUUUUGGUGUAAGUAUUCUUGCAAGGUCGAUUUCAUUUGUAAGUUCAAUCGAUCCUCAAGGUGUUGGUUAUGAAGAAGCUGAUAGAUUUGUUUUGUUUCUUAAAUGUUAGUUUCAUUAUUUUCCCUUCA
Messenger RNA from Pyrus x bretschneideri (Chinese white pear), 2442 nucleotides. Its product is annotated as transcription factor MTB1. NCBI's taxonomy places the organism in Eukaryota, Viridiplantae, Streptophyta, Magnoliopsida, Rosales, Rosaceae. Gene Ontology annotation, biological process: regulation of DNA-templated transcription. Gene Ontology annotation, molecular function: transcription cis-regulatory region binding; protein dimerization activity; DNA-binding transcription factor activity. Bases 294 to 2126 code for a protein of 610 amino acids. The record is from RefSeq and is a predicted model, not a curated record. Gene Ontology annotation, cellular component: nucleus. The transcript has 2 exons.